CUAGCGGCGGUCGCACACAAUGUACUAACCGAGUACUCACAUAAUACUGGCCCAGAGCUAGACCAUGGCCUCCCUCUCUUCCCUCCUGUUUGCGUCGGCUUUCCUCCUUGCUGGCUCAGCCUUCUUCUACCGCUAUGACGCCGACAGCCGCAACAAGACUGGCGGCACAACCACCACGCACCUUCACUUCUACAUGCACGACGACUACACAGGCCCUCGACCCACCGCGAUGCGCGUCGUGUCCGGGCGGAGCGUGUCCACCGGCGACAACGCCACGGUGCUGAAGACCGCGCCGCGGCAGUUUGGCGACAUCGUGGUGCUCAACAACGCGCUGACGGCGGGGCCCAGCGGCGGCAGCGCGCGGGUGGGCACGGCACAGGGUUGGGCCGUCCGCGUGUCGGAGGGCGGCAUCAUCUCGGACCUGACGCUGCACCUGGUCCUCGAGGCCGGCGAGCACCGCGGCAGCUCGCUGACGGCGAGGGGCCGCAUCGACAUGGACGCCACGGUGCGGGAGUCGGUGCUCAUCGGCGGAACCGGCCGGUUCCGGUACGCGCGGGGCUACAUGCUCACCAAGAACUACGACUACAGCCUCGCCACCGGCGGCGUCGUGGAGAUCGACGUCUACGUACAGGAAGACUAGCUAGGCGCGUCGCCCGCUACUAGUAUAUUUUUGCUUCCUUCGUAUUUGCGCGGCAUGCGCGUAUGACCGCAUGCGUUCGAGUAAUAAUGUUUGUUGUACUAGUUCUUUUUUUUCGCUUUUACUGAUUUGCAAGAUACACACGUAGUGUAUAAUAGCGCGUUGCCCGCCGGCACGUCUUCCCCAAUGAUGGAAGGAACGUCUCAAUAAUUAGAUGAAGAGUUAUAUGUGUCUCAAUAAUGAAGAGUUAGAUGCGGUUUAGAA
Messenger RNA from Hordeum vulgare subsp. vulgare (domesticated barley), 901 nucleotides. RefSeq names its product dirigent protein 1-like. Lineage: Eukaryota; Viridiplantae; Streptophyta; Magnoliopsida; Poales; Poaceae. The coding region runs from base 65 to 640 and encodes 191 amino acids. The record is from RefSeq and is a predicted model, not a curated record. The transcript has a single exon.